AUGCGAGCGCGCGCGAGCGCGGGUGCGCAUACACGCCCGAGCGUAUCGACGCGGCGGCGGACGCGACAGCGCGCGCGGUCGUCGUGCACGGGCGUGGAUUUCGCCGAUGACGACCGAAAGGCCUACGGUGAGUGGGGCGCCGACGGGCUGCGACAGUGCUCGUCCACGCAGGCGGCGAUGGCGGGCGAGUGGGAAGACGCCUGUCGCGACGCGUGGUGGCGACGGGGGGUCCGGAGCGAGACGAAGUUGGCGCGGUUGAUCAUACUCGGUUCGAGGCACCGCCGAGACGUCGUAGGAGAGGUGUUUCGAGACGCGAACGCGAUCGACGCGAUGUGCGAGACGCUCGAGCGGUUGGUACCCGGCGUGAGCCCAGGAGCGGUAUUUCAUAAGUGCCCAGAAGCUGGGGUGGUCAUGGUUGACGCGUUGAGGGCGCAGAGACAGUUGGUCAUGGUCCGCACGGCAUUAGCGGCGAUGACGACGCUGGACAUGGCGCGCGUUAUAGAUGGCGCGCCUCAACUUCUGGUCGUGGGUGACCUGAGUGGCGUCGAGCGGGCGCUGGAAUCGCUCGCAGAGGCGUUGGGCGUGUCACCAGACGAUGCGCGUUUACGGGAAACUAUCGAAUCCAGCCCCGACGCGCUCUUUCUUACGCGUGAGGAAAUAUCCAUCGCUGCGGAGGAUCUGCUCGCGCUGAAUGAUAGUUUGCAUCAUCCGACGCUCGCGGAUUUCGUCGCUGCGCACGCGGAGGCCCUCGUAUUCCCGCAUAUGAGAUGCUCGUUGAAGCAUACUCUCGAGCUGAGGCGUGGAAGAUGA
Messenger RNA from Ostreococcus tauri, 810 nucleotides. Its product is annotated as unnamed product. The record is from RefSeq and is a predicted model, not a curated record. The transcript has a single exon. Lineage: Eukaryota; Viridiplantae; Chlorophyta; Mamiellophyceae; Mamiellales; Bathycoccaceae. Bases 1 to 810 code for a protein of 269 amino acids.